AUGGCGUCCAGAAGCGGUCUGUCGUAUGAACAAAGAGCGGUACAGCACCCUAAUCCGCUGGUGAAAAAGCUCUUCGCCAUUGCCGAGAAGAAAAAGACCAACAUCGUCCUGUCAGCAGACUUGACAACCACGAACGAACUCCUUGACAUUGCUGAUCGUCUCGGGCCACACAUCGCCGUCCUGAAGACUCAUAUCGACAUAGUUUCAGACUUCGGCCCCAGCACCAUCGAGGGACUGACUGAAUUAGCCCAGCGUCACGACUUUCUCUUAUUCGAGGAUCGAAAGUUCAUUGAUAUUGGAAACACUGUCCAAAAGCAAUACAAAGGGGGUGCUUUACGGAUCCACGACUGGGCUCACAUUGUCAAUGCCAGCAUCCUCGCCGGAGAGGGCAUUAUUCAGGCUCUGGACCAGACCAUCCGCGAUGGUGGUGUGUCGGAGCGAGGCAUUUUAAUUCUGGCCGAAAUGACCUCGAAGGGAUCGCUGGCUGUAGGCGAGUACACGCAAGCAUCAGUCGAGAUCGCACAAAAGUUCCCUCAAAGUGUGCUCGGCUUUGUGUCAACCAAGGAACUAUCGAGCCACUCCCGUGUCGCCAGCCCGGAUGAAGAUUUUGUAGUCUUCACAACUGGUGUCAAUCUCUCCAGCAAAGGAGAUGCCCUCGGUCAACAAUAUCAGACCCCCACGACGGCGAUUGAGGGAGGCUCUGAUUUUCUUAUUGCCGGAAGGGGUAUUUAUGCUGCAGCCGAGCCAGUGACAGCGGUGAAAGAAUAUCAGCAGGCCGGGUGGGACGCAUACCAGCGACGGAUAACAUCGGCCAGUAAAUAA
Messenger RNA from Capronia epimyces CBS 606.96, 822 nucleotides. Its product is annotated as orotidine 5'-phosphate decarboxylase. NCBI's taxonomy places the organism in Eukaryota, Fungi, Ascomycota, Eurotiomycetes, Chaetothyriales, Herpotrichiellaceae. The transcript has 2 exons. Gene Ontology annotation, molecular function: orotidine-5'-phosphate decarboxylase activity. Gene Ontology annotation, biological process: 'de novo' pyrimidine nucleobase biosynthetic process; 'de novo' UMP biosynthetic process. Gene Ontology annotation, cellular component: cytosol. The coding region runs from base 1 to 822 and encodes 273 amino acids. The record is from RefSeq and is a predicted model, not a curated record.